Messenger RNA from Gopherus evgoodei (Goodes thornscrub tortoise), 4895 nucleotides. It is a transcript of the gene DR1, whose product is annotated as down-regulator of transcription 1. Bases 1037 to 1477 code for a protein of 146 amino acids. Gene Ontology annotation, cellular component: negative cofactor 2 complex. The transcript is spliced from 3 exons. Gene Ontology annotation, molecular function: protein heterodimerization activity; core promoter sequence-specific DNA binding; general transcription initiation factor activity. The record is from RefSeq and is a predicted model, not a curated record. NCBI's taxonomy places the organism in Eukaryota, Metazoa, Chordata, Testudines, Testudinidae. Gene Ontology annotation, biological process: positive regulation of transcription by RNA polymerase II; RNA polymerase II preinitiation complex assembly; negative regulation of transcription by RNA polymerase II.
CUAAGGUGCCACAAGUACUCCUGUUUUAUUUGUAAGCAAUACAUCAGAUAUUACAGGGUGGGAAUUUGCUGAAAUAGUAGAUCUAAAAUAUGGAAUUGUUGAUGGUAUCACAUUGGGAAUAAAAAUAAAGCUUGGAGCUGGGGGACUAAAAGCAGAAUUCCAAUCAAACCACUAGCUUAAAUUGACAUUGUGUAGCAGUGUGGGUUAGUCAAAUGGCCCAAACUUUGACACGAAGUACUGCAUGCUAUUGUCUGUGUGCUGCAUCAAACUACAACCUUGAAACUACUAAUAUAAAUAACAAAAUAGGUUAUUUUUAAGAGGACUGAAUUUAUUUUGAAAGACAUUUUUCAUUACAAGUCCUGAAAAACUAUGGUAAAAUCAAACUCUUGCUGAUGCCUAUGAAAUACCGGCAGCAGCAAACUAUUCUGAAGGUACUGACCGUGCACACCGGGCUCCUAGUCAGGUCACAACACUGAAUGCAACGAAAACAAAUUAUCACGCCUUGUCAUCUAUUGGGGAUUCACUGCAGAGAGUGAAGUAGGGCCUGUUGCAGCUCGAGCUAGGAGCACUGUUAACGAGUAAAGCUGUGCCCCCACUAGGAAAAAAGAUGGGUUUUAGCACGUGUCAGCUCACACAGAAGUGACAACAACCAGUACAAUCCGCAUGCAGACAAGGCACUGGUCGUUCCGGCUCAUGCGUGUUAAACUACCCCCGCCUGGUCCACAGGGGCCUUCACCCCGUCUUGUCCGCCACAUUAAAACCCACCUAGAGAAGAAAGGCCCCAGCGGUAACGCUGCCGCACAGGGCGCAUCGCGCCAGCUGCACAUGUGCGGCCCCCCCUUGCCCUGGGCAGGCACCACUGCCUGGGCUGCGCACACAGCAGCGCCGCGAGGCUACUGAGCACGCGGGCCCAGCCUUGAGUUACCCCUUUCCUCUGGCGCUGCCCCACUUCAGAUUCCGAAGCCCGACCGGGCGGGGGAGCGCGGGGUGCGCCCCAGGGUGGGCUCGGGGCUUGGGCCAGUGCUCUUUCCGGUGAAUGGGGUCCGGAAGCGGAAGUGUCAGAAGACGGCUUCCGGCGGAAGUGGCGCUGGUCGUUGGUUAUGCUCCUCGCUGGCUCGUUUCCCCCUCCCCGCCGCCCCGGGUUCUGAGGGAACGGCCGCCGCUGGCACUAGAAAGCUUGGGUUUUGGCUCCUAUAUCAGUGAGGUAAAAGAAGUUUUACAAGAGUGCAAAACAGUAGCACUAAAAAGAAGAAAGGCCAGUUCUCGUUUGGAAAAUCUUGGCAUUCCUGAAGAAGAACUUCUAAGGCAGCAACAGGAGUUAUUUGCAAAAGCUAGGCAGCAGCAAGCAGAACUGGCCCAGCAAGAAUGGCUACAGAUGCAACAAGCGGCCCAACAAGCACAGCUUGCUGCUGCGUCAGCCACUGCAUCCAAUCAGGCAGGAUCUUCUCAGGAUGAAGAUGAUGAAGAUGAUAUCUGAAAUUCACCAGCUGAGUUUCUGUUCCCACUGAGAAAUAUCUUUCCUGCACAAUGAAAACAGUGAAAUGAAUGCUUUCCUGUAAUUUUGUAUGCAUAUUGGACUGGCCAUGGUAUUCUAGGGAUGUCUGCUGUUGUGUGCUGUACAUGUAAAAAGUGUCUUUUUUUUGAACUCUUAGAGAUUUAAGGUUCAAUAUCAUAUCAACUUUGGAUUUUUAAUGGUGUAUAUGAAAAUUUUAGAUAGCAGUGCGUCAUUGAUUUGAUCAAUAAACAGUGUUAAAAUAAACAACAAGUUUAUAAAAUAGUGAGAUUUAUACAGAAACUCUAAAUCCACAAUUGCAUUUCUCUUCCCUUUUAACUAAACUAUAAACUCUUACAUAGAGAAGUUUUAAUUGUUUUUCUUUUUGGGGGGUGGGAGUGGUACAGUAGACACUUAAUCUGCAUAAUGGAAAAAAGCAAAGGGGUCAGCAUAGUAAAGUCUGAAUUCUUUGUCCUUUUAAAAAUGAGGAUAUAUAUAUAUGGCAAUAAAUAUUAUAUGUGCUCAAAUACCACAUUUGUUACAAAUUUGAAAAGAUACAUUUUCACUAAACUAGGAAAAGGUAUGUUUAAUAGGAGUUGUAGAAAUUCUGUCUUUUUUUUGUGUAGGGGUGAAAUAAUAAACCCAUGAUUUUAUUAUGAUAUCUGUGAAGAGUCCUGAACCAAUGGAUAUUUCAUUUCAAAAACUGACCAGUGUAGAGAACUAAUAAAUUCUUAUUAUUUCACUCCAAUUUAAUGUUAACUGUUAUUGAUGGUAUUACUUGCGUAGUCCAGACAUGUUCAUACUGUUCACAUGUAAAGCUGGAACUUGGUGAAACAGAAUUGUGUUAGUUCCAUUGACUUAACUGGGAAUUAUUAAAUGUUCAGGCCUACAAAGGCAAAAGUUGAAGCUAAUGAACAUGGUUUCAGUAGAAGAGGAAUUUUUAUUUAACCCUGAUUAGUUAGUUAUUGUUGUCAGCAUAAUGUUAACAUUUUCCAGACUAGGUUACCAAUGGAUUCCUCAGCUACUUUGUGAAACAAUGACAUUUUCUUCAUUCAAACAGGUUAGUAGGUGCAAAUGAUUCUGUCCAGGUUUAGUUAGGAAAGAAUGCCCCAAGAGUAAUACGCAUGAUAAGGAUCAGGAAAGAGAAAGGAGUCUCUUUGACUGACAGGUUGACUUUGAAAAUUCUGUUUAUAUAAAUGGAUGGGCAUCUGUUCUUUCUGUAGAAAUAGACCACAGUUGUGUCCGUUAUAGAAUUUUAAGGUUGAAUGAAGAAACGUUGGCCUACGUUUUGGUACUCUUGUUUCCAGCAGAAUGGAAAAGCCAUUCCAUUGCAUACUAGGGCAGACGAUCAGAUCAGAUAGCUGUGUAAGAAUGCACUCUCUUUUCUUUUAAUAUGCUCUUGACAAGUUUCUCUAGUAAAAAUGUUUGACUAAAAGCUGUGAGUGCAGCAAUCUGUUUACACAGAGAAAUAUACAGAAAACAGUGUGCCCAUUUUAAGUAGAGAUCUGAACAAGUACAGUUGGCAUAUAUUCAGAUCUGCAAGGAUCGCUAGGGGCUUUUGAUUUCAAUUUUAGAGUCGUUAGGUUACUUAUUGAAUAAACUUGCACAUUUUCUGAAUGCAUCCGUGCAGUGAUGGCUCAAAAAGUAAAGAUUAGUUUGUUGAUAAGUUGAAAAACUUUCAUGACAUAUGUUGGACAAGAUUUGACUAAGGAGGUGGUUUUCUGUAAAGACUUAAGUACCAAAGGUAGUGAAUCUAGUCUAGUGAAACAAUGUUAAUGUGCAGUGUUGGCUUUUCUAAUUUGUACUGUAACACCUUACACUUUCUAUUUUAAAUGAAUCUUUUUCUUUUAAGUAAACAAAAUUAGGUAUUUCACACUUGUUUUUUCUGAUGCAGAAUUCAGGUUAACAUUUUACUGCAUCUGGUAUGUAUGGGAUAGUAUGUUUGGUUCCUUGUGACCUUUUCUUUGGACGUUUCUGUGCUUUUUUCAUAUGCUGUAUUCUUCAAGCAAUAAAAUUCUGAUGUGUUUUUUAAAUAGUUUUUAUAUUUAAUGUUGAAUAGUCACUUUUCUUCUCUGCAUUUGCAAUGUUAUAAGGAAGAAAUGUAAGGUUAUUUAAGUACUGCUGCCAUUUUGACUGGUGAGCAAUUUUUGUGACAAAGAUAAUGCUACCCAAAAUCUGCUGUAUCAUAUUCCUGCUCAGUUGGGCUAAUUAUAUACUUGCAAACAGUAUCUCUGUUUUAUUGUAUUAACUCUCCUUCCAGGAAGUAUAUUUUCCCUAUUUGCAAUAUUUGCAUUUUUGUAAAGUAAACAGGUUCACUUGUUUAAAAACGUCAGCUUUGCAGUGCUAAAGGGACAGUCAAAACCUCUGGGGUCAGAUACACAUUACAUUAUUACAUCUUUUAGAAUUUUAUGGUGAGAAGAAAUUUUUAUUGUGAACUUUUUACUUUGAACAAACUAGCCAUUAUUUUUGUAGGACUUACUGCAUUUAUGUCUUGCCUCCUUCUGCUGGGUGGCAAAGACAAAGCUAGUUCUAGAGCUGUGAUACUACUGAUGCUGGUACACAAAUAAUAAAUAGGCAUAAAAUAUUAUAAAUUUAAGUUCGGUGAGUAAAUCAGAUGUCACUACGUAGUCUUUAUUUGAAAUAGAUGUGUCAGGAAAUCAGUGCAGUUGAAGUGGGAAAAGAAAAGGUGCAAAGAAUAUUGCAAAUAAGUUACAUUACAAAAAUUAGUUGUUCUUUUUAAACUUAUCAUUAAAUAUAAACCUUGAUUGUUCCAUAGGCAACUUUUCAUUCUUUCCUGUCAGAAUUAGGCUCUCUAUUCAGUAUCCAAAAUACAGUACAGGAAGAGUGAAACUUGAAAUUAACUUCAGUACUAAAUGUGAGGCUUUGACACUUUCUCAAGGUAAUACUUAUAAGAAACCAAUAGAAAGAUGUUGCAGACUUGUUUGCUAUCUAGUCACUUGUCAUAUGUGUAGCAGAUUCUUUUCAAGCUUGGUAUAGCAUUAAACUGACACAGUAUAUCUCAGCAUAAGACAUUCAUUGCUGAGUAACACUUUCAUUCAAGACUGUUAUGGAAUUUGAGUAAAGCUCUGUUUUCUGUCACUUCAGUGGAAUGUGUAUGCAUGUUUUACGUGGUGAAUAAAGCAGUUCCUUUUAAUACUGCUUUUCUGGGAUAAAAUGAACAGUGAAUUUUUAAAAAAACAAAACCAAAGAACUUAAGCUGGAAUCCUCCUUAAAAGUAUAUUUGAAUGUCUCGUGUUCAUACAGAAGUGCUUGUUACAGGUUUGUUGUUAAUACAUUUAAAAAAAAAUCACAUUUCUCAGAAUGGAGAAAGCUCAAGUGCUAGAUGGUGCAUGUCAGAUUUUGUAAAAGUGCCUUCAUUAAAGAUUCUUCUAUAUGCAUAAUA